Messenger RNA from Arachis duranensis, 1003 nucleotides. RefSeq lists its product as uncharacterized. Gene Ontology annotation, molecular function: RNA binding. The record is from RefSeq and is a predicted model, not a curated record. Gene Ontology annotation, biological process: mRNA cis splicing, via spliceosome. The transcript has 7 exons. Gene Ontology annotation, cellular component: catalytic step 2 spliceosome. NCBI's taxonomy places the organism in Eukaryota, Viridiplantae, Streptophyta, Magnoliopsida, Fabales, Fabaceae. The coding region runs from base 190 to 882 and encodes 230 amino acids.
CUCAUCCCAUAGCACUAUUUAAGUAUUUAUUCCUCUUCCUUCCUCUCGUUUGUCCUUUUUACUCUUCCUCUUCCGUCAUCGUCAUCAUCUUCUGGCGGUUACUGUACAAAACCAAAUCCGUGCAUCAGAAGCAGCGACGACCUUAAAACUCCGUCUCAGGAAGCUCGUUGAUCCAAGAAAGAACCACAAAUGACGACGGCAGCGCGACCUACAUGGGCUCCGGCGAAGGGUGGCAACGAACAAGGAGGUACCCGAAUUUUCGGUCCCUCACAGAAAUACUCUUCCAGGGACAUCGCUUCCCACACCACCCUCAAGCCCAGGAAAGAAGGCCAGGACACAGAGGAGGAAUUGAAGAGAAGGAACCUACGUGAUGAGCUAGAAGAGCGUGAGCGGAGGCAUUUCUCAUCGAAAAAUAAAUCUUAUAACGAUGACGGAGAUCGAGGAAAGGGUAACCAUCUUUUGUUGGAAGGUGCAAGGAGAGACAUUGAAGAUCGCAUUGUUGCACGUAGUAUUGAUGCAGAUGAUUCUGAUGUUGAAGUCAAAAGUGACAAUGAGAGUGAUGAUGACGAUGACGAUGACGACGAGGAUGACACUGAAGCUUUGAUGGCCGAGCUCGAACAAAUAAAGAAGGAAAGGGCAGAAGAAAAGCUACGCAAGGAACGGCAAGAACAAGAGGAAGAGCUUAAAGUAAAGGAGGCAGAGCUUCUGCGAGGAAACCCUUUGCUAAAUAAUCCUACGUCAUUCAGCGUGAAAAGAAGGUGGGACGAUGAUGUGGUGUUUAAGAACCAAGCCCGUGGUGAAACCAAGGUGGCCAAGCGAUUCAUCAAUGAUACCAUAAGGAAUGAUUUCCACAGGAAAUUCCUGCAAAAAUACAUGAAGUAAGGGCUCGUGUAGAAGCCUGAGUUGUUUCGAGUUGAAGAAGAAACUCGCUCAUUUCCAGCUUGUGUUUUGUAUCUAAAUGUAUGAUUUACUUGUGAUGGAUGAAUUUACUGAUAUUUUCUUA